[Torrubiella] hemipterigena is the source of this 1200-nucleotide messenger RNA. NCBI's taxonomy places the organism in Eukaryota, Fungi, Ascomycota, Sordariomycetes, Hypocreales, Clavicipitaceae. The record is from the annotation of a GenBank genome assembly.
AACCUAGACACUAUUCUUCACAAUUUGAAUUAAAGGGUGGUUUGUGCUAGGACGAAAUAUUUAAACUCAGACCUAUCUACAAUGAGCGAACCGAUAGAUUGGCGGACAGAGUUGUCUGCCGUAGAUCGCUAUGCUACUAUCCAGGCCUUGCAAGAAUCUCUCUCUAAUAACUCUAUGAGUGAGGCCAUGUCGAUUGAAGCGGCCGCAUAUGCAGACUCUAUCUCUCGAGAGGCUUACAAUGCAGCAUGCAAACCACAAGAUACAGUUCCUCCAAGUCUUCACUCGGAACAAACAGAGAAUGAAGACCCUGGAGUAACAAUUAGAGGACACGCCAAUUGCAGAUUUAUAUCAGAUGGUGUUACGUCAGAGGUUUAUCGCACAAGCGAAAACUUUGCUCUCAAAGUCAUCACUUCACCAAACAACAUGGAACCGCAUAAUCCUCAGCGCGAAAUCAAAGUCCUCAAUUCUCUCAGCCAUAAAACCAUCAUUCAACUCAUCAAUACUUUUCGUGAUGAAGAACAGCGCCUUGUUCUCGUCUUCCCCUUUAUGCCUCUCACGCUUGCGACACUGCUAGAAACUGGAACACCCACAAAAGCCCGUACAACUACAAUAUUCACAGACAUUCUCAACGGGCUAUCGUAUAUCCAUUCAAUUGGUAUAAUACAUCGCGACAUCAAACCAUCUGCCAUCCUCCUCAAGUCAGCUGAUGGACCAGCUCUCCUAUCUGACUUUGGUACAGCCUGGCACCCUGAGUUUUCAAAAUCCUCUGAGGCCCCCGACAACAAGAUUCUCGACAUUGGUACAGGGCCAUAUCGAUCUCCAGAAACGCUCUUUGUGGAUAAAUCUUACUCAACAGCAGUAGAUAUGUGGUCGUUGGGCGUAAUGUUAGCUGAGGCUGUCACAAAUCCUCCCAAGCCGCCGUUCGAAUCACGCCCAGCGCACGAAGAUGGCAACCAGCUAGGCCUAAUUCUCAGCAUAUUCAAGACCUUGGGCACACCAACGCCCGAGAUAUGGCCAGAGGCAAAGAAUUUCCGGGUAUCGCCGUUUGAGAUGUGGAAUGUGUUCCCCAGCCGGACUUGGACUGAGAUUCUGCCGACAAUUGAUCCCGAGUUUCGAGACAUCAUAACGAAAACGGUAACAUAUGGUGGAAGAGCUACGGCAGCAGAUACGCUCAACCACGCCCCCUUCUCCCCUAAAUGA